This is a messenger RNA of Closterium sp. NIES-65, 435 nucleotides long. The record is from the annotation of a GenBank genome assembly. Lineage: Eukaryota; Viridiplantae; Streptophyta; Zygnematophyceae; Desmidiales; Closteriaceae.
AUGACCCACCUGCGCACCAGUGACCUUUGCUACCAUGCUGCUCUCAAGCCAGAGUUUCUGGCUAAGAACCCUCCCCUCAAGCUCUACUUCCUAGUGACCCGUCUCCAUGACUCCCUUCGCCCCAUCCGAGACCACUUCCUUUCUCUUGACCCUACCGAGCUCACCCUAGCCUCGUUUGAGUCACGACUCUUGGAGGGUGACACCAGUGCCUACGCUGUAGCUGCCUCCCGUGCGGGAGGCGCAACAAAGGUGUGCGUCAGAAGGGCAAAGGUCGUGGAGGUGGCGGCGGGGAUGGCAGUGGCAGGGGCGGUGGAGGUGGCGGUAGUGGAGGUGGUGGAGGUGGUGGUGGCCGGGGUGGUGGGGGUGGCGGGGGUUGCGGGAGUGGCGGGGGCGGGUGGCGGCACUUCGGGUGGCGGAGGCGGCUCUGUUAUGUGA